UCCCACAGGGUGUUUUCCCCGGCGUAUCGCUCGAGCGGGAGGUGCUGCGCGCCUUUCCUGGCCGGGGCCGGGGCCGGGGCCUCGCGAGCGGAGGAGGCGUCGCGAUGGGGCCGGCGGCGCUGCUGGUGGACGUGGCCAACUGGAGCACGAUCUUGGCGUGCCUGGUGCUCAAGCUGCCCCAGGGAGUCGCCUUGCUGGCCGCCAAGUCCGCCCGGGGAGUCAGCCUGGAGAGUUUGCUGUUGGAACUGAGCGGCUUCAUUGUGUGUCUGCGGUACAUGAGUUAUUACAAUUAUCCUCUGCCAACAUAUGUAGAAUAUCCUAUCAUCAUUGUGCAAGAUGUCAUUCUUUUGCUGUUUGUUCUGCAUUACACUGGCAAAAUGAAGCAUGCUUUGCCUUACACAGUCAUAUUUGUGGCAGGGUGGUACAUGCUUAGCUUACAGAAAUGGAUAAUUGACCUGAGUAUGAACAUGAGCACUGUGGUAAGUGCAGCGAGUAAGUUGGCUCAGCUCCAAUGCCUCUGGCAGACCAAAGAUUCUGGACAAGUGAGUGCAGCGACCUGGAGCUUAGCUUCAUAUACCUCUGCAACAAGAAUAUUUACAACUUUAAUGACAACAAACGACAUUACAGGUACUAUGGUGCUAUUUUGUGUAUAUGGGUGUCUGCCAGUUUUAAAUUUCUUCUGCCAACUGGAAAUUUUUAUGCAGUGGACAAAGUGGCUCUCGUUAGGCCUCAGUGUUUGGAUGGUAUGAGAGAGCCACGCAUUUCAAGUAACAGAAGUUUCAGACUUCUGCAGCAUUCAGAAGUGAAAGGAAGUAAGGUGCUUACAAGCAUCUGUCCUGUUCUGCUGUUUUUACCAACACAUGAUGGAAAAGCAGAGAUAUACUUACUGGUCCCACCCUAUGCCUCACAUCCCUGUCAUUCAGUUUAUAUCAUUUCUGUACCACAUAAUGGCCAAAGCUCUCUUAGCAGUUCAUGUAAAAUCCAACCUAAAACCAUAACGUAACAAAAACAUACUAUCAAAUCUUAAGCAUGGAAAUUUUAAAGCCAAUGUUAGACGACUUAACCUCACACCCCCUCCUUGCAAUAAGAUAACAGGCCCUGAUAAAAACCUCCUCCUAUGCCUGGCAAUGGAGGAUAGUCUUAAUCUGGUGCCAAAAACAUGUUGGCAUCAGAUGUACUCUGCAGACACUGGAGGUUGAAGGUUGGAGAGAGGAAGCCUCCUGUGCGUGCGCAGGGUUUUACGUUACACAAGAAGCCACUGCGAGCCCUUUGCUGCAGGCCACCACCUUGCAGAGACAGUGGAGCCGGGCUAGUGAGCACAUCUUCACCCAUCAGUGAAGCAGGAAAUUUUGAGCCAUUUCAGACUAAUCAGCCUUUUGGCCUUGGUUCUCCAUGUGUGAAUUUUGAAAGGAGGGAUUAAUAUAGCUGUUGUGGGAAUUUGAUUUUACUCUGAAUAUGACUAGAGAAGCGAUUUACACCGACACUUCAUUGCUAUUAAAUAUUUAAGAAGUAUUAAACACUUACUAAAUGUAUGCAACAAAAUAGCCAUCUGCACCUACUUGCAUAGUAAGGCAUCACAUUCCUAUUCCACUAAGAGGGUGUUUGUGUAGAAAGAGGCCAGCUUAGUCGGAUGACGGCCAAGUCAUCAUAUUCUUGAGUAGGCAUUGUGUUGUUGGCUUGAUGUAAUUCUGAGUGCAGAUUACAUGGAGCAAAAUGGAGAAGUGAGACAAAUCAAUUUCACUGAAUGCUCUCUCCCCAGUUCUGGUCCGUUUCAUAGUCAUGUUGGCACUAAAUAUAUGGGUCCUACUAACUAUACUGCACUACAGGAAGACAACUAAGAAGCACGACUAAGAAGGGAAGUGUUCUGCCUAUUUUAAAUAAUCUGGACCAAAACCAAGAAUGGAACCAGUUGAAGACCAAAGUAUUAUAAAGCUUCAGCAAAACAACACUCCACUUAAUGGAGUGCUGCUCCUGCUUACGUAACGUUGAUAGAUUUAUCAGUAUGAAUUGAACAGCUAACUUCCAAAGUUUGUUGGAAUGCACACACCUGACAAACAUACUGUUUGUAAGAAUGUUAAUGCAUGGACAGAAUUUUAGGAAUAUACCACUUGGUGUGUAGAUGUGUAUGCUUUUAAUACAACCAAAGUAAUCUUUUCAGAACUCCGUAUCUGAAUGUUUCUACCAAAUAACUGUUCUCGCUUAAUGUUGUCAGCACAUCUUUAAAAUCCAAUUUAUCAUAUUCCUCGCUUUGCUGUCUACUAUACAAGAAUAUUGUCUCAGAAAAUAAUGAAACAGCAUCUUUAGUAUUUUAAAUGCCUUUGUAUCCUCCUCGCCACAAAAUAUUUAGUGCAGUCCAUAGCAGAAUCAAAUGGCUUAAACAAGUUGAUAUGAGACUUCUGGGUCCCUUUGGGCAGGGGUUGGGAGAACACUUUACAGAAAUCUUUACUCUCGGGGUUGAUAAAUGUAUUGUCCCUACCCCAGAGAAAGUUAUGCUCAAGCACCAUUGGCUUGAUUAAGUGUAAGAUUAAGUGCGGGCAAACUUUCUUUGGACGUGGCAGCAGUCUGUAAAAGCUGCCUAUGUACACUGGGGGCUCCAGCCAUUUUGUACAUGUGGGCACAUUUGGGAAUUCGAAAAACCACUGUGGGUGCCACAAGCGAAUCCCUGCUUUGACAGCUGCUUGCCUUUACUGCAGCUGUUAAGCUGCAUCUUAUUCAACACAAAGGAUAGUUUAUUGGACACGGCAACCUCUCAAUAAGGAAUUGUCUGAUUUGGCUAUUUGAUGGUGGUACAAGUACAGCAAAUGCUUCUUUUAAUUGUACAUUCUGGCAAAGUCUGUCAAGCUGUUUUUGUUGAGGGGAAAUUAUUACACCAAUAAAUUUUGUACUGGAACAGUUCUUAAUAUCCACUGAUGUACAUGUACUUUUAAAUUUUUUAGCUGUUUCAUUCAGAUUAAUAAAAGAGGAAAUGGA
Molecule: messenger RNA, 2970 nt
Organism: Varanus komodoensis (Komodo dragon)
Lineage: Eukaryota; Metazoa; Chordata; Lepidosauria; Squamata; Varanidae
Gene: SLC66A3
Product: solute carrier family 66 member 3
Exons: 6
Coding region: 105-749 (214 amino acids)
Source: RefSeq, a predicted model, not a curated record